Geodia barretti is the source of this 672-nucleotide messenger RNA. The record is from the annotation of a GenBank genome assembly. Lineage: Eukaryota; Metazoa; Porifera; Demospongiae; Tetractinellida; Geodiidae.
AUGGACGCUAUUCGCACGGGGGGUCCCUUCAUGGAAGGUGAUGACGGCUAUUGGCCCGUCUUGGAUGAGUUUCAAUCCUUGGAAGCGUUCCACGCGUUUGCGCACCAUCCCGCAAUUUUGGACGUGUGCGACAAACUCUUCGGCGAAAAGACACUUGUGCAUCCGCGGAAUAUUGGAAGAAUUAUGUUCCCGGAGAACACAAAAUACACAACGCCUGCACAUCAAGAUUUCAUCCACAUCCGAGGCACAGAGGAAACCUAUACCGGAUGGAUACCGCUUGGACCCUGUCCAGAAGAGCUGGGCGGAUUGUCAGUGCUCUCUGGCGCGCAUCGAAGGGGUAUUUAUCCCGUCAAACCAGCACUCGGCGCAGGCGGACGCGGUAUUGAUACAGCACCUAUAGAAGCAGAGGAUUUCUACUGGGUCGCCGGCGAUUACGAGAUUGGCGAUGCCCUGUUCUUUCACAGCCACGCCGUUCACAAGGGGAUGCCGAAUCAGACCUCGGAUCGGAUACGUCUCUCGGUGGAUUAUCGCUAUCAAGGACACUCCAAGCCCGUCACAGAUGGAUCGCUUUUACCGCAUUUCAAUCGGAUGGCGUGGGACGAAAUUUACAAGGACUGGGCUUCCACGAAAUAUCAGUAUUAUUGGAAUGCGUUCGAUUUGAACAGAGUUUAA